GUUCCUUUUUUGCUCAUCAGCAUUCCAUCGUGCUGCGUCACCCGCUCCUCCCUGUCUUUUCUGACAUCACCCUCGCUUGAACAUUCCCUUAGAUCAAGCUUCGAUCUGGUGCUGCUCCUUAACUGUCUUUUCAAGCUCAAGUCUUCAUUGAGAUGCAUUUCAACAGCCUGGCCUUGGCCUCUCUGGCUUUGGUUCCCUCGCUCAUAGAAGCCCAUGGUGAUAUCCCAGGAGCUCCCAAAGUUUUUGGAAGCAGAGCUGCUCUGAGCGGGGCCAGAAGAGCACGUUCUGUGGCAAGCAGUCGUCAACCAGUUGCCCCUGCUGUUCUUGACACGCGUCAAGCUUCCACCAACACUGAAGGCCAGUGUGGACAGGGUUUUGGUUCUUGCGCCGAUGGUUAUUGCUGUUCAGAAGCUGGUUGGUGUGGAAGAGGGAGUGAAUAUUGCGCUGCACCAGGUUGUCAAUUCAACUUCGGUCCAGCAUGCGAUGACAACACCAUCCCAUCAGGUAGCAGCACUUCCACUGUUGCAAGAACCAAACUCGGUGACGUUCUGUAUGGCGGAGCUGGAAUCUACGAUUGUACAGUAGUUGGAACCAUUGCCAUCACCUACGACGACGGUCCAUUCAUUUAUACAGAACAUAUCCUGGACGUGCUGAAGCAGUACAAUGCCAAAGCCACCUUCUUCAUUACCGGAAACAACAAUGGCAAGGGAGAGAUUGACAAUGCUGCUUACCCUUGGGCUGCCACGAUCAAGCGAGCAUACGCUGAAGGACAUCAGAUCGCAUCUCAUACUUGGACGCAUCCUCAUCUAUCGAACAUUACAAGCGCACAGAGAAAGCAGAACAUGUACAGCAAUGAGAUGGCACUACGCAACAUCUUAGGAUUCUUCCCUACUUAUAUGAGACCUCCUUACUCCGACUGCACUGCGGAGUCUGGAUGCCAGCAAGACAUGGCUGAUCUUGGUUACCAUGUCACCUACUUCGACGUUGAUACCGAUGACUACAACAACGACUCUCCUGCACUCGUUCAGAACGCAAAAAACAACUUUGAUGCUGGAAUUGCUGGAGGCCAGCCUGCAACAGACGACUACCUUGUCAUUGGCCAUGACAUUCACAACCAGACUGCCAAUGUCUUGACAGCCUAUAUGCUCGAAAAGAUUCUGGCUCUUGGCUACAAAGCCGUUACUGUCGGCGAGUGUCUUGGUGACCCAGAAGAAAACUGGUAUCGCUCUUCGUCCGGAAAUGUUUUCACUUCUGCUACCUCUGCUGUGACCUCAGCGACCAAGACAUCUGCGACUAUCGCACCAACCGCAACAUCGAACGAUGGCACUUGCGGCGGUGGUUCUGGCUUCAUGUGUACUGGGUCUGAGUUUGGAGACUGCUGUUCUCAGGCUGGGUGGUGUGGCUCUGGAACUCUCUACUGCGGUGAGGGUUGUCAAGCUGGCUUUGGACAAUGUGGUAUCAAUGUUCCUCAAAGCAGUAGCACUACCUCGACCGCUCCUGCCGCUACAGCAACAGGUGUCUCGACAGACGCAACAUGUGGUGGCACGAGUGGUAUGACCUGCCAGAACUCAGUCUUCGGCAAUUGCUGCUCGCCAGCAGGAUGGUGCGGCAGUACCGCUGCAUACUGUGGCGACGGCUGUCAAUCAGGCUUUGGCUCUUGCGGCGACGCUGGUGCAGCAGCAGGAGGUGCUGUUCGAGUAACCACCGACGCUACUGUGCAGUCGACGCUUGCUACAUCUGCUACUAGCAAGGCUGCCACUACCACCACUGCUAAGCCGACUCAAACGACGACUGCUACCAAAGCAACCGCUACCAACAAGUCAAGAUUCCAAACGUGGCUCGAUGGCUUGGUUAGUAAGCUGAGAUCCGGACAUCACUGAUCCUGACCAUGGUGGUAGAUAUCAAAGAGUUUCCCAAAGUCUGGAAGCGAGAUGUAAUGAUGUUGAAGUAAUGAUGUUGAAGUAAUGAUGUUGAAGUAAUGAUGUUGAAGUAAUGAUGUUGAAGUAAUGAUGUUGAAGUAAUGAUGUUGGAAAGUAGAGCACAGUCGAUGUUUGUUUAGACUGUAUAGAGUUUGAGAGGAAGACGUCAAAAGCAUUUAUUCACGAG
Messenger RNA from Aureobasidium subglaciale EXF-2481, 2106 nucleotides. Its product is annotated as carbohydrate esterase family 4 protein. Gene Ontology annotation, biological process: carbohydrate metabolic process. The coding region runs from base 153 to 1880 and encodes 575 amino acids. Gene Ontology annotation, molecular function: chitin binding; hydrolase activity, acting on carbon-nitrogen (but not peptide) bonds. The record is from RefSeq and is a predicted model, not a curated record. NCBI's taxonomy places the organism in Eukaryota, Fungi, Ascomycota, Dothideomycetes, Dothideales, Saccotheciaceae. The transcript is spliced from 5 exons.